GUAGUUCUAGUUGUAGGGCGCUACCGGAAUUUGAGUGGCGGUGCGAGUUACUAUUAUUUCACAGAAAAUAUUGUAGUACCUUGUAGAUAGAUGCAAUUAAAGAUCAGCAAAUUUUUCAAAUGCGAUUCCCAUUCAAUUAUUUCUUCUCCCGCGGCACACCACAACGAUGAUGAUCUGUCCAACUGGGACUGGGAGAACAAACAAUAUUAUAUUUUCAACACUUACCGCCGUACUCGUCAGAACCCUAACCCUAACCCUAACCCAGUUGCUUCACUUUCCACCAUAAUUGGAAAACCGGUUGUCAAGAACAAGAAGAGGAGUUAUGUUCAGUUUCAUUUGGAUUUCGGCCAAUCUGAUUUUCUCUUACGCGUGUGUUCCACUUGCGGUUUUCAGUUCACUCCCGGCAAUGAAGAAGAUGAGAAAUCCCACACGCGGUUUCAUAAACGUUUCACGCAAGGAAUCCAAUUCAGAGGUUGGUCGAAUGAAAGAAUUAUUUCAUCUCACAAGGGUGAUGGAAUUAUUUUGGUGUUGGAUACCGACCCAAUUUCUCACAGAAACAAGGUUGAAGAAGUUGUGAAGAUGGUGGAAAUUGAGUUGGGAAGUGGAUGGAUAGCUAAUCAAUACUGUAAGGUCUAUUUGUUUGUUUCUCUUCAAAGGAUUGUUGGGUGCAUGGUUGCAGAACCAAUCAAAGAAGCAUUCAGAGUCGUGUCUUGCUCAGAUGUCAGGUAUUCUGAUAGCGCAAGGAAAAGGGAAACGAAGCCGCGUCCGACCACUCUCCAGUUUGGGAAUAUUGUUUUUCAAAGUGAAGUUGAAAAAAGAGCUGUGAAUGUGAGUGAUUCUGAGGUGAUGGAUGGUAGGGCAAUUUUCUGUGAAACCAAACCUGUCGUUGCUGUUUGUGGCAUUAGAGCCAUUUGGGUCACUCCCUCCAACAGAAGAAAACACAUUGCUAGCCAAUUGUUGGAUGCUGUGAGGAAAAGUUUCUGCACGGGAUUGGAGCUUGAACGUGGUCAGCUAGCAUUCUCUCUGCCAACCUCAGCUGGGAAGGCAUUAGCAUAUAGUUACGCUGGUACUGGAUCAUUCUCGGUGUAUAAAGCAGUUCAAUCGAGGAGUAGAAACAGAAGUGAAAUUCGGGAGGCUUAUGUCAUUGAAGCUGGAAAUCAAGUCUAAAAGUGAAGAUAGCAUGUUCGUUUCUUUCUGUUGGUAAAUGCUUAGGCAAAACAUUGAAUUCUGGUGGUGUAGUGGCGGUUGAGUCAGAUUUCAUAUACACUUGAAAUUGUGUUUGUAUGGCUGUGUCUCUUCAGUUAUGACAUUUAAGUAUUAUUGGUCGUUUAUAGUGUGUGCCAAGAUCAAUGAAAAUGCUUGUUAUUUGAUUAUUC
Molecule: messenger RNA, 1376 nt
Organism: Cicer arietinum (chickpea)
Lineage: Eukaryota; Viridiplantae; Streptophyta; Magnoliopsida; Fabales; Fabaceae
Product: protein CHROMOSOME TRANSMISSION FIDELITY 7-like
Biological process (GO): mitotic sister chromatid cohesion
Cellular component (GO): nucleus; chromatin
Molecular function (GO): protein-lysine-acetyltransferase activity
Source: RefSeq, a predicted model, not a curated record